This is a messenger RNA of Daucus carota subsp. sativus, 1040 nucleotides long. Its product is annotated as mediator of RNA polymerase II transcription subunit 7a. The coding region runs from base 327 to 833 and encodes 168 amino acids. Gene Ontology annotation, cellular component: core mediator complex; mediator complex. The record is from RefSeq and is a predicted model, not a curated record. The transcript has 7 exons. Gene Ontology annotation, biological process: regulation of transcription by RNA polymerase II. NCBI's taxonomy places the organism in Eukaryota, Viridiplantae, Streptophyta, Magnoliopsida, Apiales, Apiaceae. Gene Ontology annotation, molecular function: transcription coregulator activity.
UACUCGGUCCGGAAAGAAAAAGGGGUGUCUCAUAUAUCGGGUCUUUACACACCCACAUCAGCGAAAGAAUACUCCGGAGUAGUGGAAGGAUCCCGAAGGUAGUAGAGUGGUAAAGAUAUAAGAAACACCGUCAAAUUGAUCCACGACCACCCGUUCUGGGAAAGGCGAAAUUUCAUGAUGUCGCGACUACUCUCUCUGAUUGUAGCUCUGCUAAGGCCAGCGGCGAUCUAGGGAUUUGGAGCCUGGUGACGGCCUUUGCCUUAGUUCUGCUCUAGUUUUCAGUAAUCAUAUCACAAUAGUAUCCACUGUUUCAGAAGCUUUCUGUUAUGGCCACCUCCACGUUUCCACCUCCCCCACCAUUUUACAGGCUGUACAAGGAUUAUAUUCAAGACCCCCAAUCUGCUCCAGAGCCUCCGCCUCCGAUCCAAGGAACGUAUGUUCUUUUUGGUGCCAAUUACACUACUGAUGAUGCAUUACCAAGUUUGGAAGAGCAGGGUGUUCGUCAGUUGUAUCCUAAAGGACCAAAUGUCGAUUUCAAAAAGGAACUGAAGUCGCUUAACAGAGAACUGCAGCUGCAUAUCUUAGAGCUUGCUGACAUUCUUGUUGAGCGCCCGUCACAGUAUGCCAGGAAAGUAGAGGACAUAUCUCUUAUAUUCAAGAACAUGCAUCACCUUCUCAAUUCUCUGCGUCCUCACCAGGCCAGAGCAACGUUGAUUCACAUGCUUGAACUUCAGAUACAACGUCGUAAACAAGCCGUAGAGGACAUCAAGAGGAGGAGGGAAGAGGCACAAAGAAUUCUUAAGGAGGCACUAGCAAAAUUGGAUGGACAGUAACUUGUGUGAGAUUGGUUGUUAAUGUGUUAUAGAUUACUCUACUUGGUAAACAUGUUCUCCUAUUUGACAAGCUACAAGCAAGAUUAGUCAAGACGAUAGACGUAGAUGAAUAUUCUGAUGGUCCUAAAUGGUGUAUGUUUCGAUAGGUGGUGUAUACUGUUAACUAGAGAUAUUUGUAUUGAAUGUGAAGUGAUCAUAUAAGUUAAA